UGCGUGGUCUGGUGUACCUAAUCAAGUGGCCAGUGAAGAGGAUGAGGGAGGGCGUGUGAACAUGUGCUCCUGCAGCGUCCAAUGGCUGGGACUUGCAUCUUCUUCAUCAUCAUCAUCAUCAUCUCCCCCCCCCCCCCUGCGGUGAAGGAGAUUGGCUGGGAGUGUUGUGGUGUGGGACCAGGACGCGGCAGGCGGGAGGACACGCUGCGUGAUGCUGUCCAGGAUGUAGGAGGAGAGCGUCAUCUUCAAGGACACACGUGGAGGAAGAAGAAGAAGAAAAAGAAGGAUGUUGUCCACGGCUCAGCAGAUGCUGCAGGACAGUCGCUCCAAGAUGGAGAACAUCCGACUGCAGAUCAUCAAAGUGGCCCAGGCGGGGGGCGGCCAGGACCACGCCCACCGCGACCACGGUGGAGGGACGUCUCAGCCGGCUGUCAGCCCGGAAGACGCCCGCCUGGCCGAGCUGCAGUACUACAUGCAGAGAGAGCACGAGGCCUGGGAGCGGGCCAAGGACCUCCUCAGGCGGACCGAGGAGAUGUCCUCGCCUGACCGCGCAGAGGCGGAGACCCGAGAGCGCGAGUCUUCCCAGAAGUUGAGUUUGCUGCGCGUCGCCAUGGAGACGUGCCUGCACGACCGGAGGGUGGAGUCGGUCCACAAGCGCCCGGCGGCCAUCUUGUCCAGCAGACCGCCAUCAUUAACGGGGAAGCUGGAAGUCCGACUCCUCGGAUGUGAGGACCUCUUGUGUCCUCCGAUUCACCUGGACCGGGUCCCCGAGGAGUCCCCGGCUGCUGCCACACCUUCAGCCCAGACCAGCGCCGUGCUGAGGCUGGACGGCAGACCGGUGGACAGGACGCCAUGGACCAGUGCGGCCAAGCUGACCUGGGAUCAGACCUUCUGUCUCCGACUGGAGAGAUCCCGGGAGCUGGAGGUGGACGUCUUCUGGCGGGACGAGGAGACCAUGUGUGGUGUGGUCUUCCUGCGCCUGGAAGAGCUGCUGGACCACCAGACCUGGUCCUCGCAUGCGUGGCGUCUGGAACCACGAGGUCUCCUCCACGUCCAGUGUCGCCUGGUGGACGUGCUGGUAGAACAUCCGCCCAAACUCAGACGUCAGAGAUGCAUCUUCACCAAAGAGAGAGGUAAGAAGUUUGUGCGUGCGGCUCAGAUGAACAUGAACUUCACCACCUGGGGUCACCUGAUGAUGAACGUCCUCCCUCGCUACACCUCCUUCAGCACACUCAGCUCCACCCUCGCCGCUGCCAUCGCCGCCGAGCGCACGCCACCCAGUGAGAACAGAAGUCCUCCCUGCCAGGAGGAGGCGACACAGGGCGACCACCGGGCCUCAACCACAGUGUUGCUUCAAGGGCAGCUGUCGUCCUUCAGCAGGAGCGAAGACGACGAGUCUCCUGCCAAGAUGCGAGUGGAGGACCUGCGCUACGUGUCGGUGCUGGGCCGAGGCCACUUUGGGAAGGUAGCGGCCUCCCGUCUGUGGACGUGGUCUCAGCCCGCGGCGUCACCACGUCCUCUCUCGUCUUCUCCUGUCAGUCUCCCUUGGAAAUGUUGUGUCCAGGUGCUGCUGGCCGAGUCCCGCAGGACCGGCGGACUCUACGCCGUCAAGGCCCUGAAGAAGAGUGACGUCGUGACGCGGGACGAGGUGGACAGCCUGAUGAGCGAGAAGAGGAUCUUCCAGAUGAUCACCGCCUGCGACCAUCCCUUCCUGGUCCACCUCCACGCCUGCUUCCAGACCAGCGAGCACGUGUGCUUCGUCAUGGACUACCUCCCCGGGGGAGACCUCAUGAUCCACAUCCACAACCAGGCCUUCAGCCAGGAGCAGACCAGGUUCUACUCGGCCUGCGUGCUGCUGGCCUUGGACUUCCUGCACGGCAACAGGAUCAUCUACAGAGACCUGAAGCUGGACAACCUGCUGAUGGACGCCGACGGCUUCGUCAAAAUGACCGACUUUGGCCUUUGUAAAGAAGGGAUGUCUCACGGAGACCGGACGUCCACCUUCUGCGGGACGCCGGAGUUCCUGGCGCCGGAGGUUCUGACGGACGACGACUACACGCGGGCCGUGGACUGGUGGGGGAUGGGCGUGCUGAUCUACGAGAUGCUGGUGGGCGAGUCUCCCUUCCUGGGCGAGGACGAGGAGGAGGUGUUCGACAGCAUCGUCAACGACGACGUCCACUAUCCCGCCUCGCUUCCUCCGGACGCCGUGGCCAUCAUGCAGAAGGUGGACGCCAUCACGCCGCCUCAGGCCGAGGACGCACUCGCCAAAACUGUCUUUGUUUCCUCGCAGCUGCUGAAGAAGAACCCGCUGAAGAGGCUCGGUGCUGGAGAGAGAGACGCCAACGAGCUGAAGGGAGAGACUUUCUUUCAGGAAGUGGAGUGGGAGGCGCUGCUGGCCAAGAAGGUGAAGCCUCCUUUCCUGCCGUCCAUCAAAGAGUCGGCCGACGUCAGCAACUUCGACAGCGACUUCACCAGCUUGCAGCCCGUCUUGUCGCCGCCCUCCCGACCAGGCAGCCUGUCAGACGAGCAGCAAGGAGCCUUCGCCGACUUUGACUUCUGCGCUCUGCACGGCUGACCUGGGAUGGAUCCUCCCGCGUGCUUUGUGCUCACCUAAUCAAGGAAGUGCUUCCUGCUUCGACAAGCUCCGCCCACGACUCCUGCAUGGCGCCUGAUGUAGCAGCGCAAACAAAAUAAAGAAGAAGCCAUCCAGCUAGAGUACAUGUAGUGCGGGGGUGUACUAACUUUACCCCCUGGGGGCCAUUUUAAUUAUUUGUCAUUUUCUAAACCCACACUAUAUUUACAUUUUUUUAACAUUUCCAGGACCCGGAAGGGUCUCAGUCAUAAGAAAUGCUACAAAUAAGUCAUAUAUUGUUUAUUUUUUGCAACUUUUAAAUCUAUAGAUCAACAUCAGAUCUAUCUAUAUCAAAAUACUUUUUUUUUCUUUUCUCGGCUCUUUUGUUAAAGAAAACUAUUUGUUUUAUAGCAAAAACACAAAAUACACAACAAGUUUAUAAAUGAUAAAUGUUUUCCCAAAAAAUAUUUUCAAAGUAAUAUUUUAUGUGC
Nerophis lumbriciformis (worm pipefish) is the source of this 3063-nucleotide messenger RNA. RefSeq names its product serine/threonine-protein kinase N2-like. The record is from RefSeq and is a predicted model, not a curated record. Lineage: Eukaryota; Metazoa; Chordata; Actinopteri; Syngnathiformes; Syngnathidae. Gene Ontology annotation, biological process: protein phosphorylation. Gene Ontology annotation, molecular function: ATP binding; protein serine/threonine kinase activity.